GCCCGUCUCCGCAGGCCCCGCCCCCUUUCCUUCUCGGCCUUACCGGCGCCUCCAGCGCGCGCUGAAGAUGGCGGCUACCGCGGGAAGGUUAAUCCGGGCCUUGGUUGCCCGACAGGUGAGCGCCAUUCCCUGGGGCGUUUCUGCCUCUGCAGCCCUUAGACCUGCUGCUUCUGGAAGAAAGUGCUUGACAAACACGUUGUGGUCUGGUUCUCAUCAAGCAAAAUGCUCCUUCAGCACCGGUUCCUCCUACCUUGCUCCUGCUGUCACCCAGCAUGCACCCUAUUUUAAGGGCACAGCUGUUGUCAAUGGAGAGUUCAAAGACCUAAGCCUGGAUGACUUUAAGGGGAAAUACCUGGUGCUUUUCUUCUAUCCUCUGGAUUUCACCUUCGUGUGUCCUACAGAAAUUGUUGCUUUUAGUGACAAAGCCAACGAAUUUCACGACGUGAACUGUGACGUCGUUGCUGUUUCGGUGGAUUCCCACUUCAGCCACCUCGCCUGGAUAAAUACUCCGAGGAAGAACGGCGGUUUGGGCCACAUGAACAUCCCGCUCUUGUCAGAUUUAACUAAACAAAUUUCCCGAGACUACGGCGUGCUGUUAGAAAACCCUGGUCUUGCACUAAGAGGACUCUUCAUCAUUGACCCCAAUGGCAUCAUCAAGCACUUGAGUGUCAAUGACCUCCCAGUGGGCCGAAGUGUGGAAGAGACCCUCCGCUUGGUGAAGGCAUUCCAGUUUGUGGAGACCCAUGGAGAAGUCUGCCCGGCAAACUGGACACCUGACUCUCCUACAAUCAAGCCAAGCCCUACUGCUUCCAAAGAAUACUUUGAGAAAGUACAUUAAUAGGUCAUCCCAUGUACACCUGUAUAGCCUUUUAUGCCAGAGAAGAACCACAGGUUGGAGCCCAGUGUUAGCAUUUCAAAGACGAUUGCUUAUAGAAGGCAAAAAUAGAAAAUUAUGCUUGUAUUCAUAAAUAGUACUCAGUGUUUUUGUAACAUUGUCUAAGGCUUUUUAAGCUUGGCUAGCUGCUAAUGUUACUUGUAACAUCUUGAUGGCUGGUUAGAAUGUCUUAUUUCACCUCCUUCUUGGUCAUAUUUUCAAUGGGAAAAAGAAACACUUUCUUAACCUUACUUGAAUGCUUAAGUACACCACAGUAGCACAGCAAAUACUCAAAGCUUCUGAUCAAGGUCCUGAAAUUGUCUUCUUGAAUUUCUUUGUAGUAAACUGAAUUUUCUUUUACGGUAACAAAGAUCAUUGGUUUUUUAAGUUGUUAGCAUCAGCGAUCUAAUUUAACUCUUGCAAUGGACAUAUGUGUGAUUGAAACAAAUGUGAAUCAUGUUUUGAAGAAAACACUUACAGUGGCAAACUGAUUUAACUGACCAUGCAUGACCCCCAUCCCUGCGAUCGUGUUUACAUCAUUCUUGUACUUAUUUUAUUCGUUGGGUGACUUAGUGUCUACAUACAUUUCUAGAUAAUGAUUGGGUGUGAUUAUAAAUGAUAUUUAUUGAGUCCAGGGAUUGCAUUUUGAAAUCAUUGUAAUUAUUUUCUUUCUGGAACUGCUCAAUUUAAAAUAUAUAAUAAAAAAUAAACAUUUUAAAAUA
This is a messenger RNA of Loxodonta africana (African savanna elephant), 1596 nucleotides long. RefSeq names its product peroxiredoxin 3 (gene PRDX3). The record is from RefSeq and is a predicted model, not a curated record. Lineage: Eukaryota; Metazoa; Chordata; Mammalia; Proboscidea; Elephantidae. Gene Ontology annotation, biological process: hydrogen peroxide catabolic process; cell redox homeostasis; response to oxidative stress. Gene Ontology annotation, molecular function: thioredoxin peroxidase activity. The transcript is spliced from 7 exons. Gene Ontology annotation, cellular component: mitochondrion; cytosol. Bases 68 to 838 code for a protein of 256 amino acids.